Geodia barretti is the source of this 498-nucleotide messenger RNA. The record is from the annotation of a GenBank genome assembly. NCBI's taxonomy places the organism in Eukaryota, Metazoa, Porifera, Demospongiae, Tetractinellida, Geodiidae.
CCCUAUCUAUCUUCGGCAUCCUUAGCACCGUCUGUCGCGGCAAGGAUAGAAGGCAGAGAAAUAGAGUUGUCCCGCAUUGAGACUGCUUUCGCUGAACUCCAACAGAAAUACGAUUUUGUGAUAGUGGAGGGUGUCGGCGGGAUUGCAGUGCCAAUCCGAGACGAUUUUCUCGUUGUUCAGCUCAUCCAGCAACUACAACUACCGAUACUCAUUGUCGCCACUGCGGGUUUAGGAACGCUAAACCACACACUCUUAACAGUCGCAUUCGCGCAACAGUUUAACAUCCAAAUCGCGGGUAUUGUCCUCAAUGGGCUCCGUUCAGAGAGUGCAGGACUCGCUGAAGCAACAAAUCCAGUCGAAAUCGAAAAGUUGACAGGCAUCCCGGUAAUUGGUGUUGUUCCAUACCAGAAACAGCUGGACACACCUUAUCCAGAUGUAACAUUUUUGGCAGAAUUUACGAACCAACACGUAGCAUGGAGGAAAUUAGGAAUACCCUAA